Molecule: messenger RNA, 1962 nt
Organism: Ectocarpus sp. CCAP 1310/34
Lineage: Eukaryota; Phaeophyceae; Ectocarpales; Ectocarpaceae
Source: the annotation of a GenBank genome assembly
CCUUCUUGCUGUGCACACGUAUGCUCUGAGAAGCCCGCUCAGAAAUGUCCACCAUGGAGGAGGAAAAGGCAGCUGCUGGUUCGAAGGUAGAUGCCGGGAUCGUUGCAGAGCCCUUCCGACAAGAGGUGAGGAAGUACAUCGAGGAAAAGCUCGGUGGAGUCGGCCCUCGCUUCGUGGGCAUCCUGGCUAACACCGACCCCGCUGCCCGCAAGUACGCGGAGUGGACGGGCCGGGCUUGCAUCAAGGAUGGCAUCCGCUACGAGGUGCGGGAGUGCGAUCCCGAGGAACUGGAGGCGCGUCUUGAAGAAUGCAACGGCGACCCGGAGGUACACGGAGUGAUGAUCUACUACCCCGUGUUCGGAGCAUUCCCGUCGUUUUUCGGCGGGAGCAUGGACGACUACCUGAGGGACACGGUGUCCAUCCGCAAGGACGUCGAGGGACUGUCCAACACGUACCGGAGAAACCUUUACCACAACGUCAGGUUUGUCGAUGAGGCCAAGACGAAGAAGUGCAUCCUGCCGUGCACGCCCCUUGCCGUGGUUAAGAUUAUGGAGCACGUGGGCGUCUACGACGAGAGCCUACCCGUGGGAGACCGCCUUCAGGGCAAGACGGUGACGAUCAUCAACCGUUCAGAAAUCGUGGGCCGCCCGCUGGCCGCGAUGUUGGCCAACGACGGAGCGACGAUCUACUCGAUCGACGUCGACUCCAUCUUUGUCUUCAAGAGGGGGGCGUUGCGCAAGACGGAGGCUACGCCGGAGGAGGCCGUGAAGCAGAGCGACGUCGUCGUAACGGGGGUUCCGUCCAAGGCAUACAAGCUCCCCGCUUCAUGGCUAAAGGAGGGAUCCGCGAUAAUCAACGUUAGCACCUUCAAGAACGUGGAUGAGGAAGAAGUGUUGAAGAUACCGGGUGUCCGGUACGUGCCGAUGGUCGGCAAGGUAACUGUCGCCAUGUUGGAGAGGAACCUGCUGCGCUUGCACGAGAACUUCGGAGAAGACAUGGCCGCGGAGACGCUGGUGAAGCGAACCAGCAUCGAUGCGGGUUCCAGCCAGGAAAAGCCACAAGAGGCUUCGGCAUAGCCGAUCCUUGGAUGGCGCUUGUUGGUGGCCUUCUGUCGACAGCGCUCCCGCACCACCGCAGUUCAGGAGUUGCAUGGGGGAUUGAAGUAGGAAGGAAGGAGCCAUGAGUGGGGAGUUUCGAUUGGACAAUUGUGACGUUCAAGGAGUGAUUGUUCGAUGGGGCAACGAAGGGGCAAAACGUCUACAGGACUCAGGCAUCGUCGUGGGAAAAGGCUAGUCGUAGCUAAUACGCGUCGCUGAAGCUUGCCCGACUCGAAGUUCUCUCUUGUGUAUAACGGAGCCGCUGCAAUGUUCAUGAGACCGUUGCUACCGGAUUUGAAAACAAUGCCAUUGAUUUGUUCGGCGGUUUUUUGUGUCGAACGGCCUGUUCCGUCCGUGCAGGAGCAAGGCGUAGCCCGGGAGAGGGGGAGUUGAUUCACCGUGAUGUAGUCGGGACGAUUCCGCACAGAGCCUUGACCCUUUGGCCUGUCAACUUCUGUGUGUUUUGAACCUGCGAUCAAGAAGCUGCGUGUUUCGAACCUGCGAUUACGUAGUGAGCUCGAUGCGGGAGUCUAGUGAACUGUUGGUUUCGAUUUUGUUUUCGUUUCUCGCGUAUGGGGUAGUUAUGCAGGAGGCACUCGACACGAGAAGAGAGGAAAAUUGGCCUACCAGCCUCCCUCCUCUCUGUCAGCUCAACGAUAAGAAUGGCGCUUAUUUCCAGCACCGCGUGGGACCCACUGUUGGCGAGGGCUAAAGUACGUCAGUGCGCUUCUUCUCUGUUCUUUUGGGCGCAAAAAAAGCGUGUUCAUAGUCAUUCUUUCGAUGUGUGGUCGAGGAAAAAGAAAACAAGAGUGGAAAAUCAUUGAGAAAACUUGCCAUCAAUAACUCACUCAUACGUGAAUGUUCU